Messenger RNA from Triticum dicoccoides, 3746 nucleotides. RefSeq lists its product as uncharacterized. Gene Ontology annotation, cellular component: COPI vesicle coat. Bases 1220 to 3346 code for a protein of 708 amino acids. The transcript has 15 exons. Lineage: Eukaryota; Viridiplantae; Streptophyta; Magnoliopsida; Poales; Poaceae. Gene Ontology annotation, molecular function: protein binding. Gene Ontology annotation, biological process: retrograde vesicle-mediated transport, Golgi to endoplasmic reticulum; intra-Golgi vesicle-mediated transport; endoplasmic reticulum to Golgi vesicle-mediated transport. The record is from RefSeq and is a predicted model, not a curated record.
UUUUUGCUACAUCUUCGUUUUUGGAUAUUAUUAAAUGAAAAUCUGUGUCACGCAACACGGAUUAUAUAUUAUAUUUUUCGUCGCCAAAAAUUCUUGAAUACCAAAUUAACAAAUACAUAUAAUUGGGGUGAAAAAACUAUACAUAAUUUAGGUAAUCGACAAAAAAUGUUUCUUUUUGAGAAGGAUAAAUAAUAAAAAGGGAUGCUUUCAUUGAGAGUUGAACUCAAGACCUCCCGCUUACUAAACGGGUGCUCUAACCAACUGAGCUAUGAAAGCUUCUCGUACUAUGCAUAUAUAAGGGAUAUUACUUGUGGGUGUCUUCUGAUUUCAUUCGAGUGUUGCAGGAUAAUAACAGGCCAUACACGGGGAUAUGUUUGCAUUUGGGACGGUCAAACACAGGCAAGUGAUACAUGCUUACAGUGCAAAAAUAUAAGGACUAAAAGCACUAUAUUUCUUAUCAACAGACUUAUGCUACAUCUAUACUAAAGUACCAUAUGUAGGGCUAAUGACAAUACAUACCAUGUAAGGCUACUACCCAAUUUGGGGGCUCAAAUUGUCUACAUCAGCAGUGUCGUCGGAGUAGUGAAUUCACUUUGGCUUUAGGAUUCCCCGAAACAAAUAAAUCUAAUAAUACAGAAACAUACUACGUAAGAUCGUGAUUACCGAAUCAAUAACAACUGCUGCGUUACAUAGGGAACUCGCAUCAAGGUCAUCCGGAUUCAACUGCACCAUCCCCAUCCCAAAUCUCAUAAUACCCACAUAGGUUUUUCUUCUGCAUUGACUAACAAAGUACUUUGCCUUUGCUCGCAGAGGAAAGUAGAUUCGUUUAAAGUCUCCACCGACAAAGGCAUGCAAUUUGAGUUCUAUUUUUUUAAUUCUUUCUUGUUAAGUUCUUCAGCCGCGCCAUAUAUACUGUAUUACAAAUAAAAAGAUGAUGACUCUGUCUGCAGUUGUUUUGGUUAAAUUUAUCGUACGAAAACAAUGGUUUGUGGCUGGAGCCGAAGAUGGCUUUAUUCACAUCUACAAUUACGAAACUAAACGGCAGCAAGUCCCAAGUUUCACAGCUCAUGCUGGAAAAAUGACAUCACUGGCCGUUCAUCCAAGCAAACCGUACUUGAUGUCAUGGAGUUCUGAUGAAAUGAAGCUUUGGGAUUGGGACAAAGCCUGGGAGUGCACACAAACAUUCAAGUGCAAACACUUGGGUUAAAUUUGCCAAGUCAUGUUUGACCCAAAAAACACCAACAGUUUUGUCACUGCCUCAGCCAAUCGCAUGAUAGAUGUUUGGGAUUUUGAUUCUCCUCAAUGUAAAUACACACUCUCUGGGCACUGGGACAGAGUUAACUGCCUUGAUUUCUUCACACAUGACAAUCAGCAGUAUUUGAUUACUGGCUCUAGUGAUUGUAGCGCGAAGAUAUGGGACAUGCACAGCAAUAUGUGUACUCAUACACUACACGCUUCCAUGUCUCCGGUUAUGUCUGUCAUGUUUCAUCCCAAUCUUCAGGUUCUAAUUACAGGUUUAGAAGAUGGCACUGUUUAUUUGUGGAGUUCAACUAAUUUCAGGCUUGAGAGGAUCAUUAACCCUCCUGUAAUUGAACCCCCUGCUUGGGGUUUUGGAUGGAUAUACAAUAUUUUUAGCAGCCCCGUAAGUGAACAUGUUUGGGGUCUCGCAUGUUCGAUGAAGUCAAAAGGGUUUGUGUUUGGAAGAGGAGAGACGGUAGCAAUGGUGGAUGUCGGCAAUGUAAAUAAUCAGGAAGAAUCAAGUCAUCACAGUGUACCACAGAUAAGAGCUGACAAAUCUACUCAGUUGAUCGACAACAGUGGGCUACUUGAAGUGCACCCGUCUGACCUCCGCUUCCCCUUGCAACCACACAAGUCAACCACGUGCUCACUGGACCUAACAAACCACACAUAUGAGCGCGUGGCAUUUAGGCUUGUACAGAAGAAUAAGAGCCACUCGUUCGGGGAAGAAGAAGAUUCACUUUUAUCAAAUGUGCCGAUUUAUGGAUUUAUAGCUUCCAGGUCCACGUACACUCUAGUCGUGACAACAAAAGAGUGGCCAGAUCAAGGAGAUGACACAAGCUUGGAUCUGCUUCUGCAGAGCAGUAUAUCGGGGGACAAGUUCAUCGUCCCAUUCGAAAACGAGACUGAGUGUGUUGAUCUAUUUGAGGAAUUAAAAGAGAUGGGGAAUGUGGUGCAUGAAUUGACACUGAAAGCUGGUUUUUAUGCACAAGAAGAGGUGACACGCGAGAUCAUAUCAGCCACGAAGAAAGUUGAUGCACUUGGAUUCGGCAAUAGGCUGGUGUGCCUAGAUGCACAUCCAACAGAGACAUGGAUCUUAACAUGCAAGUUUUUUGGAGAUGUUCACAUGUGGGAUCUUGUCUCUCAGGAAAAGAAGGCCCUCUAUUCUUUUCAUGUCUACCAGAAUGGAACAAGAGGGCUAUCAGCGACAGUUAGAUUCCUUAAAUUUAUCGCACGGAAGCAAUGGUUUCUGGCUGGUGCAGACGAUGGCUUCAUCCAUGUGUGCACCUACGGAACAGAGAUAGUACAACAGAUCACGAGUUUCAGAGCUGGUUCUUCCAGUGUCACAGCAAUGACCAUCCAUCCAACCCAGCCAUAUGUGCUGUCCUCAGCUUAUGAAAGCCCGAUUAGGCUUUGGAACUGGGAAGAGGGCUGGCAGUGCACACGAACUUUCGACGAUGAACACUCUGGAACUGUCCGACAGAUCACCUUCAACCCAAAGGAUGCCAACUGUUUUGCUAGCGCGUCCGAAGAUCAGACAGUAAAGGUUUGGAACCUUGACUCCCCAAAAUCUAGCUACACUCUGUUUGGGCAUUUGGCUCAAGUGAACUGCCUUGAUUUCUUCGCACAUGCUGAUCAACAGUAUCUGAUUUCUGGCUCAGAUGACUUGACCGCCAGGAUAUGGGACCUAGAGAACAGGGUGUGUGUCUAUACAAUAAGAGCUCUCAUGGCUCCGGUUCUUUCAGUUCUAUGUCUUCUUCCUGAUCAUCCAUAUCUAACUAUAGGCUUAAAAGAUGGCACUCUUCAUUUGUUCAGCUCCGCUAAUUUUAGGCUUGUGAGGAUCAUUGACUUAGGCUGUAGCAAAGUUCGCAGUGUCAAUCUGAUGGGAUCAGUAAGGGUUGUGAUUGAACAAGAGGGGGCAGUGUCAAUCAUGGAUAUAGACCCUGAACAACAAGGUGGGAUUAUCAGUGAAGUGGGGGCUAACAUGGUUGAUGCAGUGAGAUUGGAUGUUGCUUCGGAAGCACAACUAGACAUCUUCCAAGAACACAAAGAGGAUUUGUCAGGUGCAGUGUCAGGGACAGGAAAUACGAAUUCCACACAGGCGUGAGGAAUGCAAUGGGAUAUAACAAUAGAUUAGUGCUUACAGAAUUUCGCCCACAGAGAAAAGAAAUUAGAAAGUGAUUACACCAGCAUGAGUAACAGAAUGAAAGCUAAAUCUAUUUGUGCGAAAACAGAUGGACAAAGAGCAGAAAAUAAAAACUGUGGGUGGAUGUUGGAGAAUCCUCUCCACUGAUUUUUUGUUGUUGUGAAACUGAUAGUCUCUGCACUGAUAUAUACAUUGCAUAUAUUGCUUGGUAAAAUUUUGGACAGAUGGAGAACUUGUGUGCUUUUCAUCAAUUUCUUACAAGAAUAGGAAAUCACAGGCAAGACACUGAAACCGCAGUUUUGUCUAGUGGACACGUGCUUAUGCCAACUCAAGCUCUAUCUAUGUUGUGAAAUUUGGUUGG